Messenger RNA from Cornus florida, 1172 nucleotides. RefSeq names its product phosphoglycerate mutase-like protein 4. Gene Ontology annotation, molecular function: phosphatase activity. The transcript has 7 exons. Lineage: Eukaryota; Viridiplantae; Streptophyta; Magnoliopsida; Cornales; Cornaceae. The record is from RefSeq and is a predicted model, not a curated record. Bases 58 to 768 code for a protein of 236 amino acids. Gene Ontology annotation, cellular component: cytosol; cytoplasm.
UAUAUAUAUAUCUGGAACGUAAAACUUUGGGCCGCUCCACUCAUUGCCCUCUUCAACAUGGAGGAGCCAACCAUUGCCAAGUCUGAUUCAAGUGAUGCUGCGAUGGCUCCUGAUUAUGCCGAGAUCAUCGUAGUGCGUCAUGGAGAAACAGCGUGGAAUGUUGAUGGAAGAAUUCAGGGACACCUCGAUGUUGAAUUGAAUGAAGUUGGGAGACAGCAAGCAGUUAAAGUGGCUGAUAGACUCUCUAAGGAGACCACAAUUUCUGCCGUGUACUCGUCUGAUUUGAAGCGUGCUCAUGAGACUGCUUGUAUCAUAGCAAGUAAAUGUGGUGUUCCUGAGGUUGUUCAAGAUCCAGACCUGAGGGAAAGACAUCUUGGAGAUCUUCAAGGUUUUGUAUUGAAAGAAGCAGCUGAGAUUAAGCCAAAUGCUUUUGAAGCAUGUAUAUCUUUCAGGACAGAUCAAGAAAUACCAGGUGGUGGAGAAAGUCUUGAUCAACUAUAUCAACGCGGCACGUCUUCGUUGCAGAGGAUUGGUAUGAAGCAUAUAGGGGAGCGGGUGGUAGUGGUUACUCAUGGUGGAGUCUUGCGAGCACUUCACAAGCGAGCUGCUCCAACAGAGAAAUUGCAGGGGAAGGUGCUGAAUGCAUCUGUGAACAUAUUUCACCUAUCUGGCGAGGAGUGGAUCGUAAAAAUAUGGGGUGACAUUAACCAUCUUAUCAAUACUGCAUAUCUCGAGACGGCCUUUGGAGGUGACGGUACUUCUGGUUAGUGAUUCCUGAAUGGCAUUAGCGGUCUACAAUUGUUUGAUACAUAUCGGCAUUGCUUACUGACCCCUGCACCAGCUAUUUUUUCAAGUGUAGUGACUUGAUGGUUGUUUAAAUAUAACCACAAGCAGUUGUAUAACAUCACUACUUUACAUUUUAACAAUGCACUGAACUUCAAGACUUCAAAAUGGUGAGCGGAAUCUUUUUGUAUGUUUGUACUCAGCUUCACACUCCAUAGGUGGAUUAAUCUGCCAUAGCUUUUUUGUUGCAUAUUGAUUUUUUUCAAAUCAAUUUUGUGAUUGUUUUUUAAAAUCAUUUUUGCGAUCCCAUCGUGCCAUGAAGCCAAGGCCGGAGGGAGGGGUGGGCGAAGGUGGGCUUCAGCCCACCCCAAAAUUUUUUUUUUUUUUUU